Suillus clintonianus is the source of this 2574-nucleotide messenger RNA. RefSeq lists its product as uncharacterized. The transcript is spliced from 7 exons. The record is from RefSeq and is a predicted model, not a curated record. NCBI's taxonomy places the organism in Eukaryota, Fungi, Basidiomycota, Agaricomycetes, Boletales, Suillaceae. Bases 102 to 2216 code for a protein of 704 amino acids.
UUACUGACGGCAGGUAAACGGCGAGGUCGUUACAUUGUCUCACCAGCCAGUCUCUACUUGAAACCAUAUCUCCUUCACCAGUAGAAGAAUUCAUACAGAGAAUGGCCAGCGACAACGACGCGCAAAUAGGAUACGGUAGACGCGGUGCUUCAUCGUCGAGCAGCAGAGAAUCUUCGCCCGUUGCUAAACGGCAGAAACGGUCUUUCACCCCAACCUCUGACGAUGAGACCCCCGUAGUCCCUGCCCCAGUCGAAGCUAAUGCGGAUGCGCUUUCCAGAGAUGGCACACCAGCGCCAUUGAUUCGCCAAGCAGUCGGAUUCUCAUGGCAGCCGUCCGUCCUGCCUAUCGCAACUGUCAACACCUACCAAGCUGUCCUUCCCUCAAAUACAAAUGCAAUCCAAUUUCUCCCGGGACAGGCACUGCCCAAGAAAAAGAAAAGGAGACCCAAACCGGAGUACUCCGCUCAGACAAGCCGGUUCCGACUCUCCCAGGUACCCGAGCCCACACCUACACCCACACCAGAACCCUUAGCACAGCCCGCGCUAUAUGCUGGUGCGGGUCCGUACUCUUCUAUGUAUCGCAUCAUCAAUGCUGCAUCACCCAGCGCUAGCGUCACGAUGUCUAACCCUUCAAUGGCCGACGGUGGACCACCUGCGGAAGCUCAUUCCCCGGCCACAUCUUCUACAAUAGCUUCCACCCCACGUAGUUCCUAUAAUGCGACACCAGGGGCAUGCAAUAACACCAACUCAGGCCAAAAUCGUACCCUCGGGCAACUCGGCGGACCCACAGCGCCUGCCAAAAAUAAACGGAGCAGAAAGUCAGCCGGACAACGUACAGAUCAGGACCCUGGUACUUUCACUCAGCCAUCAGCCUCUAGCCGCCAACUUCAGCCCCCUCCUUCCACUAUGCAUUACCAACACCCAGGAGCACAUUAUCGUCGUGAUUAUGAGAUGAACCUAGGUUCUCGCUCACCUUCCACAAGUGCAGUAUCUGUUCAAGAACCUGCGAGACAGACUUCUGUACAAGAACGGUUCGCAGCGCCUCCAGCCUCUGGAGGACAAAUGCGACCUCUUCGGAUGUUGACGCUCCUCAUUGAGGAUGUCAGAAGUGGCGUCCCUGAUCACCAGCUUGCAGAGAUCAAAGUAGUUCUUCGGCCAGGAGAAGACACAGACGGUGGUUUUUGGGCAAAUGCAAAAGAAGUCUGCGAGACUUUGCAGGCCGGACCGUCGCGGAUAGAUGGUCCUGCGAGGGUAUAUACGCUUCGCGGAAAAUAUCGCCAGUUUUUCAUGCGCGUGGACGCUGACAACAUGCUCGAAGCAGAGUCAUGCAAUCUUGGUGUGAGCAAAGAACGCACGCUGGAAGUCGUCGUUGAAGCUCCUGUCCCCAAAGGUCGAUUACCUCCCCCUCCUCGGGUUCCUUGUGAAAUGCAACAAGCGUCUGGCUCUGACUCCGAUACUGCCCUGUCACCCUCUCGACAGCAAAGCUCGAGACAGGCAAUGUAUUCAGGAGUCACACGUGAUACGCGCCUCGAUCUGUUGUCACAAAGUGAUUACCGCCCCCAAAAGAGAAAACGACCCUCCCAAAGCCAUUCAUCACCUCAAAAUAAAGCACCGCAUAGCCCAGUCCAUAGGACUCCUUCACCUAGUCGCACGCCACAUCGAGCGAGGCAGUCAAGGGAUGGAGAUUUAGAAAGUUCCUCUUCAUCCGAUGAAGAUGGAGGACGAGAUAUAUCUCCACCCGUUCCUGGGCGCCAUGCAGCGACAGAAGAUGAGAGGAACAAUGCGAUUGCCAAUUUCAUUCGAUCAGACAUAGAGGGUGACAAGGAAUGGCCGCGAUGCAUGUCGAUCAUCUCUCAUGGAGGCCCAAAGCGCGUUUCUGACGUCCUGUGGACCUACAAUUACGUCGAAAGCAGAGUUAAGGAACACGAAGAUAAGAAAACGCCAUCACACUGGGACGGCGCGCCAAACUCUAGGGUUCAAAGACGGCAUGUUUGGCGUGCACUGAACCUCACUCCCGAAUGGGGAAAAGAGUGUCGGAAGGUUCUCACUCUUGUCGGUCAUUACGGGAAGUAUGGGCGGAGGUAUCAGGAUCCGCAUGUCAUGAAUGAGAUUGACAGUACGGCUGCUCCUACAGAGAAGACUUGGAAACGGUUUGUUAAACUGCUGCACUCGGUUGAUGCGCAGUAUAUGGCCAGUCGACUGACGGAAAACAUGUGAACGCGGGCUGUUCACGGUGGAUUUCAACUCUUCACGCUAAUAUCGCGCUCGCACUCUCAUCAGUGCAUAGCCAUCUAGCUACAUUAUUCUCAUCUAAUACAAAAUCGUUUUCUUGGUGUGAUAGAGCAUACGAUAUGACGAUGAAAUGGCAGGUAGAUCAAGGUACGAAUUAAAAUCUCUGUCCUUCCAAAUGCACAGCUACAAUAUCUCCAGUGUCCUGACGUCCAUCAUAGUGUGCACAGAGCCAUGUUUCUCACUUGUGCACAAUCCGACGCGAUUCUCUUGUAUUCUCCACCCUGCUGUUGCAUCAGCAAAAGUACGCCCAAAGAUUGUCCGAGACGAAUGAUCAAUCGCAACG